GACCACCUUGUUCCUCGCACUCUCAUCAUCCUCCGUAAUACUGCUUCCAGUCUCUGCUCAGCUUCCCAGGACGAUAGCAAACACAACUUCUGCCCAUUAAUGAUGGAUAACAAGCCAGAGGAAUGUUCAGUGUGUUUUAACGAUUAUGACGACAAUCGGCUACGACCUCGUACACUGCCAUGUGGCCACACAUUCUGCUCCCAGUGUAUUGACAAUGCUAUCAAGAAUAGCCAGCUGACCUGCCCCAGCUGCCGUGCCGAGCACGCUGCCACAGCCUCUACUCAGUUCCCAAUUAACUAUGCUGUGGAGGCUUUUGUUAGGAAACUAAAAAAUAUCCAGCUAACAACUGAGGAAGUAGUGCCAGCAAAACCUUAUGAAGGUCCCGCCAGAGGCAUCAGUAAGACAUUACGUUCCAUGGUGCAGGAGCAGAAGAGCAGCAUCAGCCACCUCAUUAUUAGCUGUGAAGAGGUACUGUCCCAGCUGGGGGAGUACCGGGGGCAGCUGGGGGACUGGAAGACUCACCACCUUCAGCUCCAGGACAGACUCUAUGCUCUGGUAGAGCAGAACAAGUCAGCAAUGAAACUCUUGGAACUGGAGGAUACCAGUGUGGUAGAUAUGACAACACAAGGAGAGGAAGGGAAGACUCAGCUGCAGGCCAUGUUGGGGAGCCUCGACACAGUCAACACCCCACAGGAGGUUGGCACAACCAUAGACACAGCUGAUGGGUGCAAGAUAAAGGUAGAAGAUUGGCUCCGGAACUGCCAGGAACUCUUCCCAGAUGUCAAGACUGUCCACACCUCAGUGAAGGUGCAGGAGACCAUCAGGGAGGCCCUGGAGAUGAUGACCACAGAGACAGGU
Molecule: messenger RNA, 858 nt
Organism: Procambarus clarkii (red swamp crayfish)
Lineage: Eukaryota; Metazoa; Arthropoda; Malacostraca; Decapoda; Cambaridae
Product: peptidyl-prolyl cis-trans isomerase-like
Biological process (GO): protein peptidyl-prolyl isomerization
Molecular function (GO): peptidyl-prolyl cis-trans isomerase activity
Source: RefSeq, a predicted model, not a curated record